AUGCAUUUCGCUUCGAUUCUAACUAUCCUUUCCACCUUGGGCGCUGUUGCGGCAUCUCCACGCUAUGGUGCCCGAGGCCACCACUUCCGCCGAGCAGGGACAUCCAACGACUCGACCAACCCCUUUGAGGGCAAGAAGCUCUACGCCAACCCGGAUUGGGCUGAGAAGCUUGAGCAGACCUACGACGCGUUUGUAGCCAAGGGUGACGGCGAGAACGCUGGAAAGGUCCGCACGAUCCAGAACAUCGGUACCUUCGUCUGGAUCUCGAACACUGCGAGCUUGCCUAACAUUGACACUGCCAUCGAGCGCGCCCGCGCGGCCCAGGAGAAGACCGGCGAGGAACAGAUCGUUGGUCUGGUACUCUACAACCUCCCUGACAGAGACUGCAGUGCGGGAGAGAGUGCCGGCGAAUUUAGUAGCGAGGAGAACGGCCUGGAGCUGUACAAGGAGACCUACAUCAAGCCCUACGCGGAGAAGCUGGCUGCCGCGAACAACUUGACUUUUGCCGUUAUUCUUGAGCCUGAUUCCCUUGCCAACCUUGUCACAAACUUGAACGUCGAGUUUUGCGCCAAGGCUCAACCGGUGUACGAGGAGGGUAUUGCCCAUGCCAUCGCCAGCUUGCAGUUCAACCACGUAAACUUGUACAUUGAUGCUGCCCAUGGAGGUUGGCUGGGCUGGGAGCCCAAUCUGCAGCCUUCGGCCGAGAUCUUUGCGAAGGUUGUCCAGAAGGCUGGCAACAACACCAAGAUCCGCGGGUUUUCCACCAACGUCUCCAACUAUAACCCUUUCCACGCCAACCCUCGUGCGAACUAUACCGAGUGGAGCAACUCCUGGGACGAGAACCACUACGCCCUCUCCCUUGCACCUUACCUCGAGGCUGAGGGCCUGCCUUCCCGAUUCAUCAUAGACCAAGGCCGUGUCUCCAACAGCAGGGAGGAGUGGGGUGAGUGGUGCAACGUCAACCCUGCCGGCUUCGGCAUGCAACCCGGCACCCCGGUGAACAACACCCACAUCGACUCGAUUGUCUGGGUAAAGCCUGGUGGUGAGAGCGACGGACGCUGCGGGCUUGAGGGUGCGCCAGUAGCUGGUGCAUGGUUUGAUGAGUACGUGCAAAUGCUCGUAGAGAACGCAGACUCCUCUAUUGUCGCGAGCAAGGUCUAG
Messenger RNA from Colletotrichum spaethianum, 1161 nucleotides. Its product is annotated as 1,4-beta-D-glucan cellobiohydrolase CEL6B. Bases 1 to 1161 code for a protein of 386 amino acids. Gene Ontology annotation, molecular function: hydrolase activity, hydrolyzing O-glycosyl compounds. The transcript is spliced from 4 exons. Gene Ontology annotation, biological process: cellulose catabolic process. NCBI's taxonomy places the organism in Eukaryota, Fungi, Ascomycota, Sordariomycetes, Glomerellales, Glomerellaceae. The record is from RefSeq and is a predicted model, not a curated record.